GCCAAUCCGGUGAGUGACGAGGAAGACCCUGUCAGUUUAGACGCGUCGUGAUUAAACGGUUAAUUAGCGCCUUUAGUUCGCUUUAAGCUCGCUGUAGUUAUCGUCACAGUUUUCUUUAUUCUUCUCGUCAGUUUCUAGCUCUUCAUGAUGAAACCGGCUCGAGGGUCCGGAAGGGCCUCCACUCGGGGCCCCAGAGGAGCCGCUGAUAGGAACACACACGGGGCCCAUAAAACGUCUAAACCCAGAGAAGGCCUGCAUCCGGAGCAAGCUGAGAAACACAGCGUGAAUCCUGGAAAUGGUAAGAAUAAAAGAAACUGGAAGCCGCUGACCAAAUCGUCCCUGCUGUUUCUGGAGAGCGCGCUCGGUUUGUCCGUUCUGUCUGUACUGGCAUUGAAGAGCAAAGAAAAAGAAGAGUCACAGAAGCAUCUCAACCUCCUCAAAGACCAGUUCCUGGCUGAUUGUGCACGGCUUUCUGUCCCCCCGAGGAAACAUGGAGAUAUUAUGCACGUGUCCCAUCAGUUCAAAGCAGAGAGUAAGAAGUCUGAGCAAGGCAGGAAGACGCUUGAGGCUUUGGAGGAGAACGUGCGCUCGGUGGUCAGCACCCUGGAGGAGAUGGAGGUGCAGGUGGACGGCUUGGAGGAGAAAUGCAGGAUAAUGAGACGCAAGCUAGAGGAUGAAGAGGAAGAGGCUCAGAAGUUUCUCCAGCGCUCAGAAGAGACGGUUCUGUGUCUUCCUGCUUUACCUUCUCGCUCGGCCGGCGAGCCCACGCUGCAGGAGCACCUCAUGAAGCUGGUUCCUGAUCCUCCGGCGCUGGUCCGAGCUCUUCAGGCGUCUCCUGUCCUCGAGGACGUGAGGGUCUUUCUGGAGCUCGCUCAUAAACAGGUGGACGCAGAGACACAGCCCUGGACCGACCGUCUCAGACAAAGACGCUAAAGUCGACACGCAGACGGCGGCUGAUAAACAAAACGGUUGCUUGUUUAUUUGAAAAUGAAAGGUUUGCGUUGAGAACCGGAAAAAAACAUUAUCAAGCGUUAAUGCUGCCGUAUCUAGCGCUGAAUUCAGUUUUCAUGGGAAACUCUGGUAAACUGAUCAACAACUUCAUCUUAAUCUUAAGAUGUGUCAUGUUUGGCUUGGUUUCUGGAUUUUUUCGUUUAAAUGUUUUGCUGUGAAGCUGUCUAUAAGGGGCACAUUUCUACAGCAUUGUAUAAGAUAAUAAUUAAUGCUUAAUUAAGCCUGAAAUGACCAGCCUUUAGUCACAGCAAGAAAGCCUUCGGGUCGCUCUUAAAACGCGUGCGCUGCGAUGCAACGCAAUUAAAUCAAAGAUUAAACCGAUAAUAUCAGUUACA
This is a messenger RNA of Puntigrus tetrazona (Sumatra barb), 1346 nucleotides long. RefSeq names its product centromere protein Q. The record is from RefSeq and is a predicted model, not a curated record. The coding region runs from base 145 to 933 and encodes 262 amino acids. The transcript has 9 exons. NCBI's taxonomy places the organism in Eukaryota, Metazoa, Chordata, Actinopteri, Cypriniformes, Cyprinidae.